AAAACUCUCUGCUGAUGCUCUAUCAGGAGGUGGCUCGUGGUUUUAACGUCAUAUCUCUGUCCUCUUGUUUACACCUUCCUAUACAAGAAAAUAUAUUUUAGCUGGAUUCAGAACCAGCUUCCGGCUAGUGUUUGUGAUCAUGAGCGUCGCGUGGAGCUGUGGAGCGUGUCCGGUCUCCUUUAGGUGCCGUUUAUCUGCCUUCUACUGAUUUCCGCUCGUUAGCGUCUCGCCACGGUCCCGCAGCGAUGUGCGGAGAAGGGGACGAGGCGCAGGACGACUGCGGCUCCCGGGAGGAGUGGACUCUACUGUUCUGGACCUCCGUGGCCGUCGUGGUUCCGGUCAUCAUCACGCUGUGGUGCAGCGCACAACGCUCCAAGAGGAAAUCGCACAUGAAGGAUUUCUUUCGCAAGAGCAAGCACGGCUGGCACUACACCGACCUGUUCAACAAGCCCACCUACUGCUGCGUGUGCUCCCAGCACAUCCUGCAAGGCGCUUUCUGCGACUGCUGCGGCGUGUGCGCCGACGAGCAGUGCCUGCGCCGGGCCGACCGCAGCCUGUCCUGCAAGGAGAUCAUGGCCCCCUCCAGCCCCGAAGGAGCCAUGGAGCAUCGCUGGGUCCGCGGAAAUGUGCCUCUGGCCAGUUACUGUGCUGUAUGCAAGCAGCAGUGUGGGACCCAGCCGAAGCUCUGCGACUUCAGGUGUGUGUGGUGCCAGACCACAGUGCACGAUGACUGCAUGGAGAGCUUGACGGAUGGAGACGUGUGCGACUUGGGCGAGUUCCACAACCUCAUCAUCCCCCCUCACUACCUCUACCGUGUCAACAAGCUGCGCCGCAGGCACCCCGACGAGUACAGCAAGCUCGGCUCUUCCUGUGGCAGCGGCUGGACUCCAGUGUUGGUCUUGGCUAACACGCGUAGUGGGAACAACAUGGGGGAGGUGCUGCUGGGGGAGUUUCGCACCCUCCUCAACCCGGUGCAGGUGUUUGACUUAUCUCAGCUGACUCCUUCCAAAGCCCUCCAGCUGUGCACCCUCCUUCCCCCCGGCAGUGUCCAGGUGCUGGUGUGUGGAGGUGAUGGCACAGUGGGAUGGGUGCUCGAUGCCAUCGAUGCUAUGAAGCUAAAGGGCCAGGACCAGUUCAUCCCCAGGGUGACCAUCCUGCCUCUGGGGACAGGAAAUGACCUCUCUAACACUUUAGGCUGGGGAGCUGGCUAUGCUGGAGAGAUCCCCGUGGAGCAGGUUCUCCGUAACAUCCUUGAUGCUGAAGUGGUGAAAAUGGACAGAUGGAAGGUCCAGGUAGCAUCAAAAGGCGUCUACUUUCGUAAACCAAAGGUUCUGUCCAUGAACAACUACUUCUCUGUGGGGCCCGACGCUCUGAUGGCGCUCAGUUUCCAUGCACACCGUGAGAAAACGCCCUCCUUCUUCUCCAGCCGCAUCAUCAACAAGGCUGUGUACUUCCUGUAUGGCACCAGAGAUUGUUUAGUGCAGGAAUGUAAAGAUCUGGAUAAGAGGAUCGAGCUGGAACUGGAUGGGGAAAGGGUGAAGCUUCCCAGUUUGGAGGGCAUCAUAGUCUGUAACAUCGGCUACUGGGGCGGAGGCUGCAGGCUGUGGGAGGGUAUGGGAGAUGAACCGUGCCCCCCUACCCGGCUGGAUGAUGGCCUGUUGGAGGUGGUGGGUGUAUUUGGCUCCUUCCACUGUGCGCAGAUCCAGGUCAAGCUGGCCAACCCUGUACGGCUGGGACAGGCUCACACUGUCAGACUGGUUCUGAAGAGCUCCACGAUGCCCAUGCAGGUGGAUGGAGAGCCGUGGGCGCAGGGUCCCUGCACCAUCACCAUCACCCAUAAGACCCAGGCUUUUAUGCUGUACCACAGCGCAGAGCAGACGGACGAUGAUGACGAUGAAACCAGCGCCUCUGAGACGGAGAGCCCAACUCCUCACGACUCACCCAGGGCGGCGGGGCCGGCGUCUGCUCGAGCGUGACCCGCCGCAAACAUCGUGUGACGUGAAGCUCUUGUUAUCCUCGUUACUUAUUUCUGCCUAGUUUGCAUUAUUCCCUCCUUUGCAUUAGUCUUCCUCCUCCGAGGUCUUUGUAGUCACAUCGUGAUGAUUAGAACGUUUUGAUUUAGAAUCUUUUCAGAGAGCUCACAGACGGAGAAAGAUUAGUUUGUUACUGAGCUGGCGUGAAUUGUUUCUUCGGUCUUUUAUCUACACACUCCCCUUUUAACUCAGAGCUCAGGCAGUCUCUCCUUGGACAGAUUGCUCUUUAAUUGCACUGAUCCUCCGUGCCAUAGAUAAUCUAUAGACGACGAUACUGUAUUUAUUACUCUGUAUUUACAAUUGAAUUCUCCGUGCUGCCCUGCAGGUAUCGGUGAGCCAUUCUAACAGGUUGCCCAGGUUUAACCGACCCCUAAAAGCCAUGUUUAAAUCAACAGCAGGUGAUGACGUUGUGUUUGUUGAGAGAACAGCAGGUUGCGCUGUCUGGUUGAUGCUUUAUUUCCCACAAAUUUUGUAUUCCACAAAAAGCACAAAAGGUGAAAGACCUGCGUUUGCUGGCAGGCCCCAGUGGCUCAUGUGUCAAAUGUGUUAUCGUCUUUGAGGAUCCUCAUCGUCACACUGCUGGCAGGUUUUUAGUCACACAGGCUUUGAAAUGUGUGGACUCGAUGGGGCAUGGACUCUGAUAAAACCGCAGUGUGUUGUCAAUCAGCAGACAUCAGUGUUUACGUUAAAGUGCACUGCCAUUUGCCAAACUGUUAAAUUAUAAUACGUUAAACUGUAUAAACUAUGGUUGACAUUCCUGUAUGAG
Molecule: messenger RNA, 2799 nt
Organism: Pundamilia nyererei
Lineage: Eukaryota; Metazoa; Chordata; Actinopteri; Cichliformes; Cichlidae
Gene: dgke
Product: diacylglycerol kinase, epsilon
Exons: 11
Coding region: 246-1976 (576 amino acids)
Biological process (GO): phospholipase C-activating G protein-coupled receptor signaling pathway
Cellular component (GO): membrane
Molecular function (GO): ATP-dependent diacylglycerol kinase activity
Source: RefSeq, a predicted model, not a curated record